AUGAAGACUAACCUCGUCGAUGUGCUUGAAUAUGAAAAAGAUAAUAGCCCUUCAAGGAAUAACGAUAAGGUGUCAACAACUCCAGCAUUGACUGACAACUCGCAGCUCACCAAGGAUUUUGCUGGAGAAUUCAACAGUUUGAGGGUGGAUAGAAUGGGAGAUGAUCGUAUCAGCGAUGUGUUCAAAGAGAAAGCUAAAGUUGUCGGCAACAAAUCUGGAGUGACAAUUGUCACGAAUGGUGCCAACGAGAAAAAGAAGGAGAAUGAUUCUCCUAGAAUUAGCCAGCUAACGGCGUUUAAUCCGGAGGAACCAGUUCCUACAACUACCAUAAAGCUACUGAAAACUCAAGUUCUCUCAAAACUGAGAAGGAAUUCCCAGCUUUUAUACGGCUUGGAUGAUCAUUAUCGUCAAGUGUACUCUCUAUGCAAGCAUUGCUUGAAUGACCUUCAAAGUAGGUCUCUUCUAUUGAUGGGUCCCAGAAACACAGGAAAGACAAGUUUAGUCAAUCAAGUUUUAGCUCAACUGGAAAAAGAACAUCCCAAAGGUUUUAUCACAAUUAAGUUGAACGGUAUUUUUCAGACUGAUGAUAAAAAAGCAGUGAGAGAGUUUGCUCAUCAGUUGGAUAUCAAACUGUCGCAGUUAGCUGGGUACGAUACCAUAUUGGACAGAAUUGUAUCGAAGGACAAAUUCGUAACUGUUGAAAAGAAGAACAUAACUCAUACGCUGGAAAGUAUUCUAAGAAUUUUAGAUAGUAAGAGAUUACAGCAGAACAGCGAAGAUGAGAUAAAAGGGAACAACAUUCCCAUAAUCGUUAUUUUGGAGACAUUUGAAGUCUUUGUAAACCAGAGACAGUCUUUCUUAUACAAUCUUCUAGAUAUUACUCAAAAUGGUUCAAGUCCCAUGUCAGUUAUUGGAAUAACCAACAGGCUGAACACUAGAGAGCUUUUGGAGAAGCGUGUGAAAAGUCGGUUUUCGCAGAGAAUCCUCCAGUUCAACAAAGCUACAAGCCUGGAGGAGUUUACUUCAAUUUGUCUAGUAAAUCUGCUGGCAAGUGUGCCCAAGGAAGGACAACCUGAUGCCGCUACGAAAUCCUACUUUGAGGCGUACAACAGUCGAAUUCAAGAGCUUCUCACAACGUCUUCGCCUUUAAGGCAAAAACUGGUUGAGAUUUAUUACACAACAAGAGACAUAGUACAAUUCAAACUUCACUGUGUGCCUAUUGUAUCUCAAUUAUCAGAGUUGUCCCCACUUCCAGGAGAUCUAGAUUCUGCCUACAACAUAACGUCCUUACUUCGGCCGAUGUGUUUAGAGGAUAUAAUACUUAAAGGUCUGUCUGAACUGGAGAUUCAGCUUCUCAUUUCUGCAAGUAGAGUGGUCAAAGACCAAUGUCUUGAGAAUGUUAAUUUCAAUCUGGUGUACGAAGAAUAUUCAAAGUUGGUUAAAAAAUUUCAACAAGAAAGGAUAAGCCAGAUGUCUAACUUUCAAUCUUCAACCGGAGUGGUAGCCAGUUUCAACGUCUAUGAAAAGUUUCUGAUGGAAAAAUGUUGGGAGACCCUGAUUACCAAGUAUCUACUUUUAGACAUCAACGUGUCUUCCAGAAAUACCAACAAGUCUCAAAGUUUUAUGUUUAACAACAACAUAAGUUCCCGAUCUGUCAAAUUUUACUACUUAAAUGUGACACUGGAAGAGCUAAGUGAAAUAUUGGAUAGAGACUGGGCCAAGUGGAUUCAGUAUUGA
Molecule: messenger RNA, 1737 nt
Organism: Komagataella phaffii GS115
Lineage: Eukaryota; Fungi; Ascomycota; Pichiomycetes; Pichiales; Pichiaceae
Product: Subunit of the origin recognition complex
Exons: 1
Coding region: 1-1737 (578 amino acids)
Biological process (GO): DNA replication initiation; DNA replication
Cellular component (GO): nucleus; nuclear origin of replication recognition complex
Molecular function (GO): ATP hydrolysis activity; ATP binding; DNA replication origin binding
Source: RefSeq, a predicted model, not a curated record